AUGGGUAUUGGCAAAGGCCAUAGGGCUGGAGGCAUCCGUGACAAUGCCCCGGACCUUGAAUUUUCCUAUCUUCGCUAUGGCAAGCACAAUCUCCACCGAAUAGGUGUCUGGGAGCAGCGCAGGCCUGCCAACCCAAAUGCUGUCUACUGGCUCAUAUUCAUCCACGGUGGGGCAUGGCGAGAUCCUCGCAACAAACCGACAGAUUUCGCUCCGUCCAUCAGGCAUCUAAUGACGGCGGGCAACCUUCCGGAGACGGUUCGUGGAUUCAUGAGCAUAGACUACCGCCUAUCGCCGUACCAGGAAGAGUUCCCGCAAUGCGUCGACGAGACGCCGUCUUCGGAGCAACGCAUCGCCCAGCACCCGGACCACGUUCACGAUGUGCGCUCGGCCAUGGACUUUCUCAGUCAACGAUUCGACCUUGGUAACAAGUACAUUAUGAUCGGUCAUUCGGCCGGCGCCAUGUUGGCUUUCCAGUUGCUCAUGAGCAGUGCGCAAUGGCAGCUGCCGUCUUCCGUCCCUCUUCCCAAGCCUGCCGCCAUUAUUGGCGUCUCUGGCAUCUACGAUCUCGUUAAUUUGAAUCGCCGCUACGACGGUAACUACGCCAGCUUCAUCAGUAAUGCCUUUGGCGAAGACGAGGAUGUUUGGGCGAGGGCCUCUCCAGCGCAGUACUGCAACUCUUUCGAGCAACCCCUCCUCUCUCGCGGCACGCCGCUUUGGCUCGCCAUCUCGCCCACCGACGGCCUGCUCGACCUAGCCGAGACGGAGGCCAUGGCGGAGAAGCUCAGAGUCGACGGGUUCCAGCCCACGGUUGUCAACGACUUGCAUGGCGAGCAUGACUUUGUGUGGCAGGACGGCGCACAGGUUGCUGGCCUUGUGCGACGUGUGCUUGACGAGCUGCGUUUACAGUGA
Cordyceps militaris CM01 is the source of this 909-nucleotide messenger RNA. RefSeq lists its product as uncharacterized. Bases 1 to 909 code for a protein of 302 amino acids. The record is from RefSeq and is a predicted model, not a curated record. The transcript is spliced from 2 exons. Gene Ontology annotation, molecular function: arylformamidase activity. Lineage: Eukaryota; Fungi; Ascomycota; Sordariomycetes; Hypocreales; Cordycipitaceae.